GGAUCCGGGAGAAGGGAGCAGCGAGCGGGCGGCAGGCACCGUCUGUGCGCGGAGCAGGCGAGCCGAGCCGGCGAGCGGGAAGACGCAGCCACCUUCCUCACCAGCCAGCCCACAGCGGUUUGUGCCCUUUCGCGGGAGUGCGCCAAUGCCUGGGCCGACCCAAACCCUGUCCCCAAAUGGCGAGAACAACAACGACAUCAUCCAGGAUAACGGGACCAUCAUUCCUUUCCGGAAGCACACAGUGCGCGGGGAGCGUUCCUACAGUUGGGGAAUGGCAGUCAAUGUGUAUUCUACCUCGAUAACCCAAGAGACUAUGAGCAGACAUGACAUCAUUGCAUGGGUUAAUGACAUAGUAUCUUUAAACUACACAAAAGUGGAACAGCUUUGUUCAGGAGCAGCCUAUUGCCAGUUCAUGGACAUGCUUUUUCCAGGCUGCAUUAGUUUGAAGAAAGUAAAAUUUCAAGCAAAAUUGGAGCAUGAGUAUAUUCACAAUUUUAAACUUCUGCAAGCAUCGUUUAAGCGAAUGAACGUUGAUAAGGUAAUUCCAGUGGAGAAGCUAGUGAAAGGACGUUUCCAGGACAACUUGGAUUUUAUUCAGUGGUUUAAGAAAUUCUAUGACGCUAAUUACGAUGGGAAGGAGUAUGAUCCUGUAGAGGCACGACAAGGGCAAGAUGCAAUUCCUCCUCCUGACCCUGGCGAACAGAUCUUCAACCUGCCAAAAAAGUCUCACCACGCAAACUCCCCCACAGCAGCUGGAAGGAUGGGGGUUUGUUCAGGAAGAGCUGCAAGAGAACCAGAUUUGGAAAGAAAUCGUGCAGCUAAAUCAAGUCCAGCAUCUAAACCGGGAUCCACACCUUCUCGUCCCUCAUCCGCCAAACGGGCUUCAUCCAGCAGCUCAGCAUCCAAAUCUGAUAAAGACUUAGAAACACAGGUCAUACAUCUUAAUGAACAGGUACAUUCAUUAAAACUUGCCCUUGAAGGUGUGGAAAAGGAAAGGGAUUUCUACUUUGGGAAGUUGAGAGAGAUUGAGCUACUCUGCCAAGAACAUGGGCAGGAAAAUGAUGACCUCGUGCAGCGACUAAUGGAAGUCCUCUAUGCUUCAGAAGAACACGAGGGCCACACGGAAGAGGCGGAAGCAGAGGAGCAAGCCCAUGAACAGCAGCCGCAGCAGCAGGAGGAGUACUGAGCCAUCGUGGCCGCUCUUGACACUUCCAUUAUACGUGGGAACUUUUGUUCUGGAAAAUUGGAACAUGUGUGGCCUCAAGCUCAACAGAAACCAGUUGUUCCCGGUCUGCCGUUACCAUCAAUGCACUGUCACUUAUGCCAGCCACCGCGCUCGGUUCCCAUUUCCUUUGCCAAGAUGCAGUAGCAGCCGGCAGUCCCGGCCACCUCCCUGAGAGAUCGUAGGUCACAUACCUUCAACUUCACCACUGGCUGCUUGAGAUUGGUUCUGCUCUUUUCUUCAUUUCUUUCCAGAACAACUCUUCCCCAUCCCAACACCACCACCACCCCCCUUUUUAUCCUGGUGUGAAGCAAUGGUAAUUUGAUAUAUGGUAUUUAUAUUGGCAUUUCUCAACCCAGUGUCACUAGUUGUCACAUGCAUUUGUGGUGCUUUGAUGUUUGCAAGUCUAACUUCUGAACAUAAAUUUGGUCAAAUAAUUGGAACAAAGGGAAGCAGAUACUUGAUAUGAAAGCCAUAAUGACAGUGACUUGUGUCAUGGGGAAAAACACAAGGUCGUUUCUCCCUCUACUCACAACACUAAAGGGACAAAAAAAAAUGGAUUCAAAACUAGGACUUCAGGGCCCAGCAGUGUCCAUACAUAAGCACGUUAGACACCCACACAGUAUGUUCUUAGUUUUGAAAGACAUUCACUCAAGGAAAACACCAUCUCAGCUUUGCCCUCCCACCCCCCUCCCCAGGUUCUCAUGCUAUUUUCUUUCUCAGGGUCCUCUUCGGUGGGCAUCCACCCUCCCCAAGAUGUUGUUAUCAGUUAUCUGCAGUCCAAAGGGGGUGUGGGUAGGUACAGGUCCUCCUGUCUCCUUCCUCUUCCUCCUUGUGUGGGUUUCAGCCCAGAUCCUGUCAUUCACGCUAGGGGACUCCUACUGAAGGAUAACUCCGGGGUGUGCAGCCCCAGGCUCCAGGGUUCUGCAUCAUGCUGCACACUUGCUAGAAAGCUGGACGUGAAGACCUUAUUAAUAAGGGCAUAAUUGCAAGAGAGAGUCAUGGUUCUGCGGUCUGGUGCUGACACUGGAGUAACAGCACAGAGUAAUCUAUGACUCCCAUUAUCUUCUGGAAUAAGGAAUUUCCCCUCUUAACUCAAGGGCCCUCCUUGUCAUUGACCUUUGCUAAACCGUGGCAAUUCGUAGAGAGGAAACAUUAAUGAAUUAAAAGCAUUCCUUAUUUUUUUAACUAAUAUUUGCACAUUUUCUUAGUCUCUUUCCAAAUCUUUGCCUCUUUUUAUUUUCCUUUGACAGAUGGUAUCGCCUCCUAGAUCAUUCAUGUCACUUGAUUUCUAACUUUACAUUUACUUUCACUUGUUAUUUGAGCAGAUGCAACAGAAACAAACAAAUGUGCCCACCCCACUUUCCGCUUAACUGAAAAGCUUAAAAUAAAUUUCUGAAUUACGUAUCAUAAAGCUUUGAAAUUUCUUUAUUAAUUGAUGAAAUCCUAAUUCUAAAUUCUAGCCGUGAAGCUUUUCACCAAAAGAAGUCUUUCUUCACCAAAAGAAGUCUUUCCCAAAUAAAUCUUUCACUGCAAAGUGGUAUUUAUUGAGUUAUAUGUGGAAAAAGAUGGCUUGUAUUUUUGAGAUUAUUACAACACACUGUGCAGAAUUGGA
Messenger RNA from Cynocephalus volans (Philippine flying lemur), 2837 nucleotides. It is a transcript of the gene MAPRE2, whose product is annotated as microtubule associated protein RP/EB family member 2. The transcript is spliced from 8 exons. Gene Ontology annotation, molecular function: microtubule plus-end binding. Lineage: Eukaryota; Metazoa; Chordata; Mammalia; Dermoptera; Cynocephalidae. The record is from RefSeq and is a predicted model, not a curated record. Gene Ontology annotation, biological process: spindle assembly; regulation of microtubule polymerization or depolymerization; protein localization to microtubule. The coding region runs from base 146 to 1186 and encodes 346 amino acids. Gene Ontology annotation, cellular component: microtubule plus-end; microtubule organizing center; cytoplasmic microtubule.